AUGGGAGUUGUUUUGAGAUAUGUGAACAAAGAAGGGCGUGUGAUUGAACGUUUCCUUGCAAUUGUACAUGUGUCUGACACCACAUCUCUUUGUUUGAAAGAUGCAAUUGAUUCUUUAUUCGCGCAACACGGAUUAUCAUUAUCCAAAUUGAGAGGUCAAGGAUAUGAUGGAGCUUCAAAUAUGCGACGUGAGUUUAAUGGUUUGAAGGCCCUUAUAUUACAAGAAAAUCCCUAUGUGAUGUAUAUUCACUGUUUUGCUCACCAACUCCAGUUAGUUAUUGUUGCUGUUGCUAAGGGAAAUAUCAUUGUCAGUGAAUUCUUUGUCUAUGUCUCUAUGAUUGUCAAUUUAACUGGAGCAUCAUGUAAAAGGAGAGAUCAAUUAAGACAAAUAGAACAUGAUAAGAUUGUUACACUUUUAGACAGUGGAGAUAUUAUUAGUGGAAAAGGCAAAAAUCAAGAAACUAGUUUAGCAAGACCAGGGGAUACUCGUUGGGGAUCACACUAUCUAACAUUACUUCGUCUAUCCUCUAUGUGGGCUUCGGUGAUUGGAAUAUUGGGAAAUAUACAAGAUGAUGCCACCACUUCUGACAAUAGAGGUAUGGCCAGGGGUUUGAUUGAUAGAAUGAAUGAUUAUGAGUUUGUUUUUGCAUUGCACCUGAUGAAGUAUUUAUUGGGAAUCACAAAUGACUUGUCACUUGUUUUGCAACAAAGGGAUCAAAAUAUUGUCCAAGCCAUGAGUUUGAUUGAUACUAUGAAAUCUCAAUUGCAAGACUUUAGGGAAGAGGGAUGGCAAAUAAUUUUAGAUGAAGUCAACAAUUUUUGUGAGUUGAAUAUGAUUCCCGUGAUUGAUAUGGAAGACAGUAUAGCAAUCCGUGGCAAUGCCAGGCGCAGUCGCAGAGGUCAAACCAUCACUAAUUUUCAUCAUUAUCGCGUGGAAAUUUUUUGUGAGGUUGUUGAUUUAAUUAUACAAGAGAUGAAUAAUCGUUUCUCGGAAGUUAGCACGGAAUUGCUUAGUUGCAUAGCAUGUCUUGAUCCAAAAAGUUCUUUCUCUCAAUUCAAUGUGCAGAAACUACUCCGUCUUGCUGAUUUAUAUCCUGAAGACUUCUCAAGUAACGAUUAUUUAUAUCUUGAGUCUCAACUUCGAAAUUAUAUUUAUAAUGUGCAACGCGAUCCUCAAUUUUCAGAAGUUGGAGAUUUGGGAAGUCUUGCUCAACAAAUGGUUAAAACUGGUAAAAAUACAGUUUUUCCAUUGGUUUAUCGUCUGAUCCAGUUGGCAUUAGUUCUACCAGUUGCGACUGCUUCUGUUGAAAGAGUAUUUUCUGCAAUGAAUAUUGUCAAGACUGAUUUGCGCAACAAAAUGGGAGACGAGUGGAUGAAUGACUGUCUGGUUGUAUACAUCGAGAAGGAUAUUUUUGCAACAAUUGAAAAUGAGCAAAUAUUGCAGCGUUUUCAACGGAUGAAGACUCGCAGAAUGCAAUUGCCUCCUCUUCGUUAUUCGAGUGCAACAACUACCAAUACUUCAAGUGUUAAUCAAUAACAAA
Coffea eugenioides is the source of this 1540-nucleotide messenger RNA. RefSeq names its product zinc finger MYM-type protein 1-like. NCBI's taxonomy places the organism in Eukaryota, Viridiplantae, Streptophyta, Magnoliopsida, Gentianales, Rubiaceae. The transcript has 2 exons. Gene Ontology annotation, molecular function: protein dimerization activity. The record is from RefSeq and is a predicted model, not a curated record. Bases 1 to 1536 code for a protein of 511 amino acids.